AUGUGGACGCUGUUGUUGCUGCUGACGUCUUUUUUGGCGCUUCUGUCCGGCUGUCGAGCGUCUCGCUGCCGUUUACCAUGGACGGGUGCAUGGCUCGAGAACGGCUCGGAGCUCAACAUCACACACAACUCGAUCGGCAAUUUGGGCAAUUGUGUGCAUCGCUCGCAAGACCUCUACCUUCUCACCAGCGAAACGACGAAAGGCUCGUGUUACCGUUGCCUCAUCACGUUUCCCGUCCAUGAGAACGUGCUGCAUUACAAGACGACGCCCUGCAUUUUCGACCCGGCGUUCUCAUUGGAGAAGUGCGCGCAGUUGAUGCACGCCGACACCACAAUGCACACGUUGUUCAGGAAGGACGCCGCGCCGGUGCCGUGUCCAAUCGACGCGCCGUUGAACUUCACCUAUCAAUCAAGUCAUGGCGUGUGCAGCAGUCGAACGUCGCACAUCCAUCGCUGCUCACAAUACAACCUGUUGGCGCUUCAUUAUCAAGCGUGUCCGGAGAUACCGAAUCGAGAAGCGGCCGUGUGGCAAAUGGAGUGCAUCGGCUCGUGGCAAUCGUUUGGCCAAAACUAUUUUGCGGCUCGCGUUGGAUAUCGAGCCGGCGAGCAGUAUAGAUGCUUUCUGCUGGAAAAAUCUGGAACCGGUGGCCGAAUUGGCGAGUCGGCCGACGCCGGCUGCCAAGAGCUCACCCAUAUCGGUGCCGCGGCAACCACCAUCAGUUUCAAACAAGACUCGCCGAUCUACUCGAAUUGCGAGUUUCCGGUCUCGAUGCACAUCGAUCGCAAUCGCUUCUGGGAAUCGCUCGUCAACGGCAACCAUCAAAAGGUCCACAAAGGGACGUGGAUGUCAACGCAGAAGCUGAAAAACGAGACGGUGUGGAGUUGUCUGCACGAGACGCCGACGGGUCCCGAGACGAUCUCGUAUCGCACGUUCGUCACCAAUGGCUGCCGCGUCGGAUACCAAUGCGUUCGCGUCCAUUUGCGGCAAACCCACAUCGUUCACAUCGACUAUUCGACGGUGGUCGACGAGGAGCUCGAAUUGGACUGUAUUGAGUUCGACGUCGAGUCUCGCGACACGCUCGUCCUUCACGACGCCCAACAGGCGUGUCCGAUGGGCGGACGCCAUUUCUCCGACGGCUGCAAGAGCUCGCCGAUGCUCAGCGUCGGAUGCGAUUCGAAAUAUUCGAUGACGAUGUUGCGCGAUUGCCAAAUUGACGAUGGCGACGAAUUCAAAUGCAUCGCCAAUUUUCGUCACGAUGACAACGAUUUCAUAGUGGUACGCGAUGAAUUAUCGCGUCAGCUCUAUUGUAUGACGUACAUCUCAUCGCGAAUCAAUCUUCUCCGCAUGUACGACCGCGUUUCUUGCGAAGCGCUCUCGAUAAAUGGCGCUGUCCCUUUAAUCACUCUCAAUUUCACCGCUUCCGAUAGCUGCUCGCCGUCGCUUCUCUCCGGUUUUCUGUACUCGUCUUCAGUUUCUCAUCCGGUGCUUUUUGUCAUAUUCAUGAUACUCCAUCUAUUAACUAUUUAUUGA
Caenorhabditis bovis is the source of this 1530-nucleotide messenger RNA. The record is from the annotation of a GenBank genome assembly. Lineage: Eukaryota; Metazoa; Nematoda; Chromadorea; Rhabditida; Rhabditidae.